Molecule: messenger RNA, 4754 nt
Organism: Bombyx mori (domestic silkworm)
Lineage: Eukaryota; Metazoa; Arthropoda; Insecta; Lepidoptera; Bombycidae
Product: hemicentin-1
Exons: 10
Coding region: 272-1270 (332 amino acids)
Biological process (GO): synapse organization
Cellular component (GO): neuron projection membrane
Source: RefSeq, a predicted model, not a curated record
GUAAGGCUUUAGCUUUUGUGCCGGGCACACGGGCGGUACGUUGAGACUAGCUUUUCGUUCAAACUUUCGAUGUACGUGAUUUAAAAUAGAUAAUUUGUGAGGAAAUUUAAUGUUCGGUGUUUUUGUGUGAAUGAACCUGUGAUUUAGAGUUUGUUUUUGUAAAAAAAAACUACUUUUCCUGUGAAGUAAUGGACCUAAGUCAAGUUUUUUAUUUGGGGACACCGAUAAGAGGUCUCCUAGAUAGCCUGCUCGGCGGAUAGGAUGCGGCGGCAUGCACCGCAUCGUGCUGCUGAUGGCGGUGCUCACUAGGGCCAUCGCUUCAACAGCCAAUUACACCGGUCCACUAGCAACCGAAUCAAUAUCGCUUUCAUCGUCUUCGAUGCCUUUACCGGUCGUCUUCAAGAGCAUGAGGGUCACAGACAAGCCCAGACGCCAGAAGCCAGGAAAGUCUGACUCUCCCAUGUUGAAUUACAUCUUCGACUCUUACGCGACCAGUAACAAGCAUUUUCACGACAAGUUCAGACCGCCAUCAUUUGAUGACGUCACGUCCGAAGAUACUAUAAUCGAUGCCGACACAGGCUCAACAGUUGUCUUCGACUGUCGCGUAACUGCUUUAAGGGACAAAACGGUGUCCUGGAUUCGUGUUGCGGAUAAUGAAAACUUGGAGCUGCUUACCGUAGACUUAGAAACACACACAGCUGACGCCAGGUACAGAGUCGAUUUAGCUGGCGAGAACUGGAAGCUAGCUCUUGCCGAUGCUAAGGUGUCAGAUUCAGGAGUCUACUGCUGUCAUGUGUCCACACAUCCGCCCAUGCUUAGGAGGUUUCAAUUAAAUGUGCACCUUCCCGCAAUGAGAUUAAGCAAAGAAGCAUUUUUGGAAACAGGCGAAACGUUGUCUCUAAAAUGCGCUGUUCUAAAUCUACAUCCAGGCGAGGACGUACCGGAAAUGCAUUGGUACAGAGGGAACAGUACCCUGUCUUUGGACGAAGCAAGAGGAGGUGUUUUAAUUGAAACCGACCAUUUAACUUUGACGAGUCAUUUACAGGUCGCUCGUCUAAAAAUGGAGGAUGCCGGCAAUUACACGUGUGCUUUGGAAGCUCCAAUCCGAAUGAAAGCUGUUACAAGAGUUCACGUAUUGCAAGGUUCAAGUCUAGCUGAACUUCAGAGUGGCGUGAAAACAAAAUCCAGUUAUGUGACACUUCUUUUGACGCCAUCGCUGUUAGCUUUUGGAACGCUGAUAGGCGACGUGAGGAUUGUACGUGGCCUAUAAUAAGGUUCCUUAAGGAUGUAAACCAUAUCGACUGAUGCAAAUAUUUUAGUUCUUGCAAGAAGCUACCGAUUUGUUUAAGUAAAUACGUGGAUAGAAUGUAUUCUCGAAUGACAUGUACAUUGAUGAAAUAUAGUAUUGUAAUUAAAUGAAACCCCCUCCAGUCAUAUUUGCAAUUACUUGUUGGCCCAGCAUGAUACCACGCGGGUAGAUACCAUGAUCCUACCUAUUUUUACCUUUUUAAUUUUAAUUUAAAAAAGAAACGGAAAUCCGUUUUAAUUGUUGAAAUAUUUUUUCUUCUACCUACGCCGAAAGUUCGGUUUUCCUCCCGCUGUACACGGAAGAAAGUGUAACUUUUCCUCCCUGGGUACUGACAAGUGCGCAUGCGCGUUAGUGUCUACGUCUGCUCUCACGCACCUAACAUUCUCCGCCAUUGUUGUGCUCGGGCAAUUUGCAAUAUUGUGUUUAGUGUAAAAAGUGAAAUAAACAAAAGGCAAUAAAAUUUAAUAGUGAAGUAUUAAACAAAGAUGAGUUCAUCAGACAGUUCUUAUUCAAUUAGUAGUAUUUUAUUUAAAAAUUAAGCUCUGCCCCCUACCCCCUGCCAGGGCUUCGCCCCUGGACCCCGGGUCGGUACUCCACGAACUUUCGGCCUGGCAGGAGAAAAAAUAGUAUGUGCACCGCGGGAAAAACGUAGGACAUCUCAUACCGCGUGUUUGGCAAUUUUACACGCGGGAGGAAAUGUUCUACUUUUCUCCCAUGGUGCACAAUGUACUAUUAGUGAGUAUGAAAACCAAAAAUUAAAUGGCCCAGCCUUAUCUCCUUAAUAACAUUACCUAUCAGUUAGCCGUCCGAGGAUCUUGCAUGGAUAUAGGACCACUAGUGAGAGUGUAAAUACAUAACAUAAUGUGUAGUAUUUUAUAUAAUAAUAAUGCGAUAAGUUGUUAUACGUUUAAUCUAUAUCUAUAUAUAUAAAAAUGAAUUGCUGUUCGUUAGUCUCGCUAAAACUCGAGAACGGCUGGACCGAUUUGGCUAAUUUUGGUCUUGAAUUAUUUUGUGGAAGUCCAGAGAAGGCUUAAAAGGUAGAUAAAUAUGAAAAUGCUCGGAAUUAAAAAAAAUAACAAUUUUGUUUUUCCUUUGAUGUCCCCCGCGUCGGACGGAUUCCUUUUGUUUGUUUUAAGUUUAUUUUAUACAAAAGUUUAGGUAUUUUAUUUAUCGACUGAUGCACUACGAAGUCUGCCGGGUCAGCUAGUUAUAUAUAAAUGUUUAGUAAUUAAAUCAGCCUUUUCCUUUUGAUUUUUGAUUUGAUUGAUUUGAUUUGAUUGAGCUUCAAAACUCAAUACUUUUGCAUUACUCCUUUUAAUGCAUUUUUAAAUAUUCAUUUUAACGAAAACAGAUUUGUGAUAGAUUACACUUAUUUUUUAUUAUUUGUCCUAAAUACCUAUUAAUUAUUUUUAAUGCUGAAUUUAUAAUUAAUUCCAAGGAAAGCUUAUGACGUAAAUGUUAUGAUUUUAUACAAAAAGCGUGUAUAAAAAUAAUUCUGUUUCACAAAAUUUUGACGAAUCAUAGAUAUAUAGAAUGAAACGUGUUUUUUUUUUAUUAUUUCAAUAUUAUUGAUUUACCAAAUUCUAUUUGUGAGAGAAUAUCUUUAAUUCCUUAUAUCGUAUUCAUCAAUGUGGAAAAUUUAUUUCAAUAAAUAUUUUAGAAAAAUAUUCCUAGAUACUAAACUAAUAUCAAUUAAAAAUAUCAUACUAGUAAGAUAGUGUAAAUACGACUUGUGUAUUUGCAAUUUAACAAAAAUGUAAUUAUAAUAUUGUAACUAUUAACAGUUUUUCUCAUACAUAUAAUUCACAUAUCACCGAGUACUACUGUCUUCAUAUCACUUCGAUUUCACGGUUUACUAUAUUAUACUGUAUUUAAUCUUCAAUACAAAUAAUUGUGUUAAUUGAAAUUAGAAUUUUAAGACUUUAAAUCUAGAGCAUAAAGUUAUUUGUAUAUAAUAUUGUCAUAAGAUACUUUAUAAUAAUAUAUUUUGUUAUAUGUUGUAUCAGUAAUUCAAGAUAAUCAUUAUUCCAAAUAUAUUUCGUCCGAAUAAAACCUAAUAAUCCAAAAUUACGACAGAAGUAAGGUAAUAUUUUAAAGGUAAGAAAAAUAUGCAUAUGAUAUUAUUAUUAUUUAACUUUUAAACUGAUAUUAAAAUGUUAACGAUGACAAAUUUAACGUCAAAGCUAAGGGUUUUGCUGUAGUUGUAGAUACUGACAAAAUAAGGUAAAGGGUAAGACAAGGGACAGAAUAAAAAAUAAAGGUGAAUUUAAAAUUGUUUAUUACUGUAAAAUAAUGAAAACGGGCCAUUUUAAGCACUAGAAUUCAGGUAAAUAUGACAGCAAGUUACAAUGAUAUAGUACACGAUACAACAAUCUUAAACUACAAAAAUAUAACUGGUUGUACGUCUUUAUGACUUAUAUACAUUUUGAAGUCGUCGUGGCCUAAAGGAUAAGACGUCCGAUGCAUUCGUGUGUAGCGAUGCACCGGUGUUCGAAUCCCGCAGGCGGGUACCAAUUUUUCUAAUGAAAUACGUACUUAACAAUUGUUCACGAUUGACUUCCACGGUGAAGGAAUAGCAUCGUGUAAUAAAAUCAAACCCGCAAAAUUAUAAUUUGCGUAAUCACUGGUGGUUAUUUCUGCCGUGAAGCAGUAAUGCGUUUCGGUUUGAAGGGUGGGGAAGCCGUUGUAACUAUUCUGAGACCUUAAUGACUCGUAUCUCAUGGUGGGUGGCGGCAUUUACAUGGUAGAUGUCUAUGGAUUCCAGUAACUACUUAACACCAGGUGGGCUGUGAACUCGUCCAUACAUCUAAGCCAUAAAAAAAACAAAUCUGAUUUGCGGUCGGAGCCAAUGUCUUUGUGAAAGUUAUUUAUUUGGUGUUUGAAGAUGUAUUUUGGUCGUAAAUCUCAAUAUAUAGUAGAAAAUUCAUUGUAAUUUGAUAAAUUGGUCCCUUUGUAUGAUUCUUUCAAAUAAACACAUAUCCUUGUAUCAAAAGUAUCAAGCAUAUAACUCGCGUUUAAAUAAUAAAAAUUUGCACAACAUGUAAUUAAAAUUAAAUAUAUUAUUAAUUUAAUAUUAAUUGUUAUUUAUAAAAGGUAUUUUUAAAACCACUGUUAACGUGUAAUCUUAAAGAGGACAUUUUGUUUGGAUAAAUUUCGUUGUUUCAAAUAUAUAUAUUAAUCGUUAUAAACAAGUUGUUUGUGUCAUAUAAAUAAUGUUGUAAGAAUGUAUAAUUUUUUUUAUUUAUUACGUAUAUUGAUUACGUAAUUUUAAAAUACAAUUUGUAUUCUUUGAAUGACCAUUCAAAAUUUAAAUAUAAAUUAUGAACAACAUAAAAAUCUAGACAUAUCGGUGCUUUAUUUGACUGUAAAUACAUUAAUAAUUAUGUAUAAUAAUUGUGCGUCAUUGUGAUAAAUUGUAAGAUUUUUUAAUAAAAUCUCAAAGGGA